Messenger RNA from Encephalitozoon intestinalis ATCC 50506, 543 nucleotides. RefSeq lists its product as uncharacterized. The record is from RefSeq and is a predicted model, not a curated record. Lineage: Eukaryota; Fungi; Microsporidia; Unikaryonidae. The coding region runs from base 1 to 543 and encodes 180 amino acids. The transcript has a single exon. Gene Ontology annotation, molecular function: ubiquitin-like modifier activating enzyme activity.
AUGGAAAAGGAGCUGUAUGGGCUUUACGACCGCCAGAUAAGGCUUUUUGGAAAGGACACACAGAAGUCCAUAGAAGAGUCACACGUGGUAGUGGUGCAGGGACCUCCGUACAUCAUGGCUGGAGAGAAAAGGAUCAACGAUGUUGGGGGAGAAAUACUCAAGAAUCUGGUGCUCCUUGGAGUAAGGAAGAUAACGGUAAAUGCAGACGUCCUUGUCUCCUUCAAGAAAAUAUUUGCUAAUAAGAUUGAAAAAAUAAAUGAGGAGGUAAAAGUGACAACCAUUGAUCAAGAAAAGGAUGAAGAAAUCUGGGCCAGGUGCACCCAGGCCAUCUUCAUUGACAUGAAAAUGAGAACAAAUUGUCCAAGCAUUUAUGUUUGCUCCAGAUGUAUGGCGUUCCAUCCUCUUGACCAAGAACACGUUUGUAGAGAAUAUGACAGUGUCUCUGUUGCUCACGACUGCUUACUUGGUGCCAUAAUAGUGCAGGAGUGGGUGAAGAAACUUCAAAAGAGAUCUUUUGUAGACGAAUUCAGGCUUGAGAUCUAA